GUUGCCGAACUAGUCGUGCUGUGCGUUCAUCAAGGAAAGUGAUUGCAAGCCGGAAAGCGAGAUGGCAGCAGGCAUAUGGUGUAAGAUAUGGGUUUUGGUUGCGGUUGUGAGCUGGUUCGGGGCGAAGGAAAUCGAAGGAGAAAAGAUGAAACUUGUCUAUCAGUGGUCACAACUGGGCGGUUCAAGUAGUGUCUCGGGAGGAGCCGCAGGGAUCAUGUUUGACACCGCGAAUGCUGCGAACAACCGUGGAGAGCAAUUCAACGCGUACGGUAACUUACCGAUGGCUGUGACGCACCACAAGGGAUUUCUGUACGUAACGAUACCACGCCGUCGUCCUGGUAUACCGGCGACAUUGAAUGUCAUCGAUAUGGCGCGGAAUCCAUCAGUGAACAAUCCUGUGUUGGAAGCAUAUCCUGAUCUGCUCUCCAAUACGAUGCACUUGGACUAUUCGGCCGAUCCCAAACGGAUCAUUUCGGUGUAUCGCACGCAAGUCGAUCGGUGCGAUAGACUUUGGUUCGUGGACACUGGCUAUCUGGAGUAUCCUGGCACUGCCCGCCGUGAAGUGCAAAGACCGGCGCUCUGGAUUAUCGAUCUUAGUAGUCUUCGAAAGGUGCAACGAUUUGAUAUUCCAAAAGAAAUGGUCGAGUUCGGUUACGGCAUUCCCAAUGUCGAAGUCGAUGUGGAUCCUAACGACUGCCAGCGAGCGUAUGCCUACAUUCCGGACUACGAAUGGCAGCGGUUGUACGUGUACGGGCUAGGCGAGCAGCGGAUGUGGCAAUUUCAGCAUAACUAUUUCUCGUUCGAACCACGUUACGGCGACUUCAAUAUCGCCGGUCAACGGUUCAUCUGGCGUGACGGUAUCUUUUCGGUGGCCGUCGGACCGCCGGUCAGUGUGGGUUCUAGCGAGAAAACGGUCUAUCUUCAUGCGAUGGCUUCGGUGAGCGAGAUUGCGGUAUCAAACCGGGUGUUGCAAAAUGAAACGCUUGCGUUGCGUGGCAACGACGCUUACGCAAGCGCCUUCCGCCAUCUAGGAUCGCGGGGUCCAAAUACUCAGUGCACGAGCCACGCGUAUGAUGCACGAACUGGCGUUUUGUUCUAUGCUGAAGUGAAUCGCAAUUCCAUUGGAUGUUGGAAUACGGCGCGCGAGUUUUCGCCCGAUAACCACGGCAUCGUUCAUUUGGAUAACGAAGAAAUGAUCUAUCCGGCCGACUUAAAGAUCGACGUGAAUGGCGAAAUUUGGGUCAUCUCCAACCGACUGCCUAUCUGGAUCUACUCGCAGCUCAAUGUCACUGACGUCAACUAUCGCAUCUGGCGCCAAACGGCCUCACGAGCCAUCGCCGGCACGACCUGCAGCAGUUAAAGCGUACACAAUCACGUGUAGUA
Messenger RNA from Anopheles aquasalis, 1383 nucleotides. RefSeq names its product L-dopachrome tautomerase yellow-f2-like. Gene Ontology annotation, cellular component: extracellular region. The record is from RefSeq and is a predicted model, not a curated record. NCBI's taxonomy places the organism in Eukaryota, Metazoa, Arthropoda, Insecta, Diptera, Culicidae.